Rhododendron vialii is the source of this 2914-nucleotide messenger RNA. Its product is annotated as golgin candidate 2. Gene Ontology annotation, cellular component: Golgi membrane; Golgi cisterna. The coding region runs from base 1171 to 2616 and encodes 481 amino acids. The record is from RefSeq and is a predicted model, not a curated record. Gene Ontology annotation, biological process: retrograde transport, vesicle recycling within Golgi; Golgi organization. Lineage: Eukaryota; Viridiplantae; Streptophyta; Magnoliopsida; Ericales; Ericaceae. The transcript has 9 exons.
GUCACUGUUACUUGUAGCGGUCGCUUGAGUCUUCGCAUCUCUCUCUCUCUCUCUCUCCUCUCCGAUGUCUCACCGUUCUCGCAUCUCCCCAACUUCAUCUCAAAUCAUCAAGCACCACUCCACCAAAAUGCACCACCACGCGUGACUAGGGACCUCCAUGCGCCCCCAGUGCCGAUCCAAACAACGCCCCUCAACCGCACGACCAUGGCCGGCUGGAUCUCCUCCAAAAUCAAAGUCGCCGAGACUUUCCUACAGCAGGCAAGUCAUUCCCCACGCUCCGUUUGGUUGCCCUCCAUUACUCGUUCCCUUCUACCCUGUUAGUUUAUCGGCAACCAAACAGAGCUCAUCCCUUCUCUCCCCCUUCAAUCAACGUCGCCUGUUAAAUAAAAAUUGGUUAUAUUUUUUAGUCGAUAAUAGUUUUAAUUGAUAGAUCUCAAUUAGUUCUGGUAAACAAAGUUUUAAAAAUCACGUAAAACAUUGUAGAUUACAAGAUAUAAGUAAUUGAAAAAUGACACGAACCUUAAGGAAGGACUAGCAAAUUGGGACGGAGUGAGUGGUAAAUUUAAGAUUUUUAGGUAUUUUGAUUUCGAAACGUUUUGAUGGAUUGCUCAGAUCGAUCAGCAAGCGGCAGAGUCGUUAGGGAAGAUCGAAAAGUCGCGGUCCGAUGAGUUGAGUUCUGAAAACCCUUGGAGGAGCACUGAAGUGGUGGUGCCAUUGAAAGAUCAGCUGAAAAAGAAGAAUAAGGAUGUUGCGGAAACGAGUGAUUUGAUUGGGAAAAUACGGAGUGAUCGUAAUUCGAAUGAAACUAGUAAUGGUAAUAAUAGAGGAAGCGGUGAGGAUGUUGGGGCAUUGGUUGUGAAUGUAGUAAAACCUUCUGUGAGCCCUCCUAAGUCCGGGCUUACCGACAGUGAUUGGACUGAACUACUUAGUGUGCCCAGCCAGGCAACAUCAGCUAGUCGCAGUAAUGGAGUUUCUGGGAUUCGUGGGGUCAGGAAGGAUGGUCGGAGGAAGGGCGUUUUGGGCUCAAAUUUGUCUGGACUGGAGGUGAAGAGGAACCAGAAGGGUCAGAAUACUGGGUUGAGGGCUUCACCAAAAUCCCGUGUUCCGUUGGUAAAUAAAGUAAAUGGUGGAAAGAUUUCUGAUGGGGAGGAAUCUAAGGUUGCAGAUACGAUGCAGAGAAAUUCAAGAGUAAAAUCAGGAAGUGAAGAUAAUUAUGCAGAAGGAAGAGAAUUGGAUGGGAAGGAGAGGAGUCCUAGCCUUGUUGGGAUGGAGAAGAAUGAGGCAAAUGAAGAAAGAAACAGUGUGUCAGAAACUCUGGCGGAUAAGGAUUCUUUAGUUGGUAGAGUUGGUGAUGGGGUUUCCGAUUUGAAGAUUGGAAAAGGUGAUGAUCACAGUAGAGUGAGGAGUUCUUUUGGGGAAAUUGACAAACCGACUGUUGGGCCAAGGAGUCAUUCUUCUAAGAAGAAAGGGUCUUCUACAUUUACCCCUUCUUCACUAAGUGAUGGAGGGUCUGCUUCAGAGACAGAUUCAACUUCAACCUCUGACUCGGAAAUUGAACGUGAAAAGGAAGAAAGGAGGAGGAGGAAGGCACAGAUUCUAGCUGAAAAAGCCGCAGCAAAAGCCUUGGAGGCUAUCAAAGAACGAGAAAAUAUGGUUGCCAGAUUGGAGGGGGAGAAACAGAGCUUAGAGAAAAUACUUGAGGAACGAGCCAACCAGCAAGCACAGGAGGCUUCGGAACUGCAGAACAGUAUGAUGGAAACAAUGGAGGCUGUCGAAUUGGAGAAGCAAAAACAUAAUAGUACUAGAAUGGAAGCCCUUGGACGAAUGGCGAAACUUGAGAUUGCAAAUGCUGAUCUUGCAUGUUCGCUUGCUGCUGCGCAGUGGAAAGUUGAAGUAGAGAUGAAUCAGCUGGCAGAACUUCGGCUACAAGUUGAAGUUAAAGAAGCAACCCAUGAAGAACUCAGGAGGAAGAUCUCGGUUGCUCAUGACACUGGAAACCAAUUGGUUGCUUCAAAAGGAAUUGAAUUUGAGCGUGAGAUACUUGAGUCAGAGAUCUCUUUCGUAAUUGAGAAAAUUGGACGACUGCAGGAAAAGGCCAAGACUUUGGAAUCAAAUAUUGAAAUGACCCGACAAGAGUUAGAGAAUCCAACUGAAGUGGAAGUUGAGCUCAGGCGAAGGCUUGGUCAGUUGACUGAUCAUUUGAUUCAGAAACAGGCCCAGGUUGAGGCGCUGUCUUCUGAGAAAGCAACAUAUGUGCUGAGAAUUGAGGCAGUUUCAAGGUUGUUGGAUGAAAACAAAUCAACGCUAAACGCUGUUGAUGUCGAAUCAGGGAUUUGGGAGUUUUCCAACUCAAAGCUGAGGCCACUGUUUGAAGAAAGAAUCCAAUCAGGACGGAAACAUUUCGGAUCAUUGGUUCAGCAGUUGGACUCCAUCUUUUGUGCUGGGGCCAUUUUUCUAAGACGAAAUUCCACUGCUAGGCUGUGGUCUCUUGUUUACCUUGUAUGCCUUCAUUUCUGGGUGGUGUACAUUCUAUUAUCUCACUCUCCGGUGUCCGAGGAGGCUAGGUCAGGUGCUGUCUUUUCGUUGGAGAGUAUCAAUAACACCGGAGGUGGCUGAUUUAGACAUGGAUACUUUGUACAUUUGUGUCUUCUGUCGGUUUUACCCCAUUUUUUUUUAUAGGUCCUUGUUGCCUGGGGGUGUAAUUUAUGCCGUUACCCCCAAUUCCGAGAUAACACACUGGAUGCACUGAGAGAGUGUUCACUAUUACUAGUUGAGAGGGGCAAAUUAGUCAUUUUCAACUAUACAUUUAGGUAAGAACAGUGAGGCAGUCAUGAAAGUAAAUAAGAAAGAAUUAGAUCAAGUAUUGUAUAGUUUACCCUGAUAACUUAUUUGUAAUACUAUUGGUGCUUGUAGA